AUGAAUCAACUCUUACACAGCCUUGUGUCCUCAACCUACGGGCGGAUUGGACUUGUUUCUAGCGUGUUAUUUACGCUAUACGUGCUUUACGUCUCCAUCUAUCGUCUCUACUUCCAUCCUCUGCGAAGCAUUCCAGGUCCUAGGCUUGCUGCAUUGACGCAAUGGGUUGAAACGUAUUAUGAGUGUUUCAAAGCGCCGGGAGGGCAAUUCUUGUGGGAAUACCAGAAAUGGCAUGAGAAAUACGGGCCUAUCGUGCGUGUUAGCCCAAACGAAGUACACAUCCAAGAUCCCACUUUCUACGAUACACUGUAUGCGCAGUCUCGCCACUCAGACAAGCUCAAGCAUCUCGAGCACCGCUUCAACAAUGAGAUGUCCUCGUUUGCUACUGCUGAGCACAGUCUUCAUCGUCUGCGUCGUAGCGCGCUCAACCCAUUCUUCUCCAAACGUAAGAUUACUCAGUACUCGCCUCACGUCCAGGGUCAUAUGGAUCGUCUCUGCAAUCGCAUCGACUCCGAAUUCAUCGCCAACGGAAAGACGAUGAACCUGAAUAAUAUGUGGGGCGCCUUCACCUCGGAUAUCGUCGUCGGAUACUGUCUCGAGAAGCCCUAUGACUUCAUCCUCAACCCUGACUUUCGCGCCCAAUUCUCUGACGCCAUGGUUGAUCUCCUAGACCCCGUUCACUUCAUCACCCAAUUCCCAUGGAUGAUCAAAUCCCUCAAGCUGCUCCCAGACUGGCUCGUCGUGCUCCUGUCGCCGCCAAUGCGCUCCGUUAUGACCUUCAACAAAGAGAUGGAGACGCAAAUCCAAAACGCCAAAGCUGUGCACGCAUCUGGGGAAAAGACAAUGGCCAUCCCAUCUCUUUUCACAGCCCUACUCGAAUCUGACCUCCCGCCCGGUGAACUCUCCACCAAACGCCUGCAGCACGAAGCCAUCUCCGUCAUCGGCACAGGAAUCGAAACAACAAUGUACACGCUGUCGACAUGCUCGUACCACCUGCUCGCCAAUCCCCAGACGCUGGCCAACUUGUGCGCUGAACUCGACGCAGCGAUUCCAGAUCCAAAUCACAUCCCGAAUCUCGACGCGUUGACGCAGUUGCCGUACUUGACUGGCGUGGUUAACGAAGCUCUGCGAUUCGGCUACGGCACGCCUCAGCGCAUCCCUCGCCUCUCACCAACACCCGUAGUCUACCACACCCCCGAGAUGGACUACCAGCUCCCUGUAGGUACCAUCGUAAGUAUGGACAAUUACACCGCCUCUCAUGAUCCAAGGAUUUUCCCCGAUCCAUUCGCGUUCGUGCCAGAGCGCUGGGCAAACGAUGCAAAGGCACCAGAUGGAAAGGCGCUCACAAAGUACCUGGUUGCGUUUGGGCGCGGAACGAGAAGCUGUGUGGGCAUGCAGCUCGCUGCUAUGAAUGUUGCUACGGAUACCGCUACAAUGCCUGCUCCAACCCCACCUCCUCUUCCGCCUGCGCCAAAGCCCGCCUCAAAGGCCAUAAACCUGAAAGUAUCAGCGCCACUAUCUCAACUAAAGCAUGGUCGCAGUACAAAUGCCUUACAAGUACCACCUGAUCAACCCUUUAGUCCUUGCUAUAUGUUCCUGUACGGCUCACUUAUGGACUCGGAAGUCCUACAAGCGGUCCUGAACCUCCCAGCGCUCCCCACCACACGACCUGCGACAAUCUCCGGCUUCAAAGUCAAAAUGUGGAGUACAUAUCCAGCGCUCAUACCUGGCGAUGGCGAUGAGAAGGUGUCAGGCGUGAUGUGGAAAGUAGAGAAGGAAGACCACUUCAAGCGUUUACAGGAGUACGAGACCGGUGCUUACAUCUGGACUUGGUGCGAGGCGACUUUGGAUGAUGAUAAGACGGUACUUGAGAAGUGUCGGACGUUUUGUUGGGCUGGUGAUCCGGAUAGUAAGGAGCUGGAAGAUGGGAGUUUUGAUCUGGCGCGGUAUCAGAAGGUACUCAAACCGUCCGUUGUGAGGCGGCGGCCUGCUGAGUCCUGA
This is a messenger RNA of Alternaria rosae, 2001 nucleotides long. RefSeq names its product cytochrome P450. The coding region runs from base 1 to 2001 and encodes 666 amino acids. The transcript is spliced from 4 exons. Gene Ontology annotation, molecular function: oxidoreductase activity, acting on paired donors, with incorporation or reduction of molecular oxygen; heme binding; monooxygenase activity. Lineage: Eukaryota; Fungi; Ascomycota; Dothideomycetes; Pleosporales; Pleosporaceae. The record is from RefSeq and is a predicted model, not a curated record.